AUGCUCAAUGCUAUAAAAGGAUUAGUUAAUAACCUUUCACCAGAAGAUAAGAAAGGUAUGCUUGAUAUGUUUGGGAUCAAAAUGUCUAAGAAAGCUAAAGACAUUACCAAUAAAUUAGCUCUGGCAAUUAAGAAUCAAGGAGGUACAGGAAGUGCAGCAGAUAUUUUCAAGAAUGCUAAGAGCUUCUAUGAUGACUACAAUGGUGUCAUGAGUGUUCCAGCUUCAAAUUCCCCAGUUGCUUUAGAUCACGAUCAGAGAUCUCAUAAUAGAGCGUUAAUGGAGAUGCAACCAAUAUACUCAGACCCUCCACCAAAGAUGUUAGUUAACAGAAGAUAUGAAACAAGGUAUGCAAUUAACUCAAAGUUAGUUACACCACUUGCAAAAGUCAUUGAACUCUUGUUUGCUAACAAUUAUUUCGAACCAAUUAGAACAGGAGAACUUUGCACAUACUUCACAACAAUGUAUAAUGAGAACCUUGAAGAAAUGAUUGACCUCACAUACAAUGAGCGUUAUUGCGCAAGGGUGAAGAAAGAUUGGAGUUCAGAGACGAAGAAAGACAUGAAGUUCCCAAGAGAACAUGUUUUCUUUGCUGACUUCGAAGCAUCAACUGAUGGAAACAUUCACAAGGCAUACAACAUUUGUUUCAUGGAAGAUGACGAUGAUGGUUAUACAUCAAUUUGGGGAAGUGACUGUGCGUCAAAAUUCCUCGAAGCUUUACCAGAUAAGAGUUUAGUUUAUUUCCACAACUUAUCGUACGAUGUCACUUUUCUCAUGUCUCAGUUAGAAGAGAUUACAGGAACUCCAAUCAUCAAAGGUUCACAGACGAUGCAGAUACAAGGAAAGUACAAAGGAAAACUUCUCUGCUUCAAAGACUCUUAUGCAAUCAUCUCAACUAAGUUGAAAAGAUUCCCUGAAAUGUUUCACCUCACUAGUGGUGAAAAAGAAGUUUUCCCAUAUAAUUACUACACGGAAGAGUUGGUUAAUACAACUAAAGUUGGUAACAUCGAUGAUGCCAUGAAUCAU
Molecule: messenger RNA, 1023 nt
Organism: Trichomonas vaginalis G3
Lineage: Eukaryota; Parabasalia; Trichomonadida; Trichomonadidae
Product: organellar and viral DNA polymerase type B
Exons: 1
Biological process (GO): DNA replication
Molecular function (GO): DNA binding; nucleotide binding; DNA-directed DNA polymerase activity
Source: RefSeq, a predicted model, not a curated record